AUGCAGUUUGGGGAGUCGAAUCACUUUGACCACAUCAGGGCAGUCAUUGGAUGCAAGUUCAUCGGGAUUGGCGGAGAUUAUGACGGGGCUGGCCAGUUCCCACAGGGGCUGGAGGACGUGUCCAUAUACCCGGUACUGAUAGAGGAGUUGCUGGGGCAUGGCUGGAGUGAGGAAGAGCUCUGGGGUGUGCUUCGAGGAAACGUGCGGCAGGUCUUCAGACAGGUGGAACAGGUACAGGAAGAGAACGAGGGACAGAGUCCCUUGGAGGAUGAGUUCCCAGAUGAGCAGCUGGGCAGCUCUUGCCGCUCCGUCCUCCCACGUCUGCAUCAGAGAGAGGAUCUGGCUCCAGACCAGAAACUAACCAGAGCUGCGGUUCGUGGGAAUCCCAUUUUGUCACCUAAGUGGUCAUUCUCAAAAUCUUGCCCCCACAUGGGCCCAGGCCCCACAGUUAUUGCUGCCUUCCCAGUCCUCAUUAUUUGGCUCUGGUGA
Messenger RNA from Delphinapterus leucas (beluga whale), 489 nucleotides. The record is from RefSeq and is a predicted model, not a curated record. Lineage: Eukaryota; Metazoa; Chordata; Mammalia; Artiodactyla; Monodontidae.